This is a messenger RNA of Asparagus officinalis (garden asparagus), 1248 nucleotides long. RefSeq names its product subtilisin-like protease SBT1.7. The record is from RefSeq and is a predicted model, not a curated record. Gene Ontology annotation, molecular function: serine-type endopeptidase activity. The coding region runs from base 1 to 1248 and encodes 415 amino acids. NCBI's taxonomy places the organism in Eukaryota, Viridiplantae, Streptophyta, Magnoliopsida, Asparagales, Asparagaceae. The transcript is spliced from 2 exons. Gene Ontology annotation, biological process: proteolysis.
AUGGUCGACGGAGCUCCAUGGAUCCUAAUGGUCGGAUCGAGCGUCAUGGACAGAAGGGUAAGAUCGAUAGUAGAGCUCGGAGACGGCCGAGAAUUCUAUGGGGAAUCGGCUUAUCAGCCAGAUAAAUUCCCUCCCACUCAGUUUCCUUUGAUUUAUCCAUACGGCAUACUGAAAUCGGAGGAUUCGAAGAAAUGCCAGGGCGACUCUCUAAAUUUGAUCGACGUCAAGGACAAGAUUGUGCUGUGUGAAGCGACCUGGGAUUAUAAGGAGAAUGUGGAAGCCGGCGAUCUCGUUAAAAAGGCCGGUGGCGUCGCCGUUAUAGUCAUGAGCCACCCGAUGAUGGGGAAUCGAACGGACGCGGAUGCUUUUCUCCAUCCAUCUUCUCGUGUUACCUACAACGACACAGUGGAAAUUAUAAAGUAUGUUGACCAGGCAUCAAAUCCAACCGCAGCGAUAAAGUUCAACGGAACGCAAUUUGGACAUCGCCCCGCACCUGUAGUGUCCUCGUUUUCGAAUCGAGGCCCUAACCCCUUUAACAGUAACAUAAUAAAGCCAAACUUUAUUGCACCCGGUUCGGACAUUCUCGCAGCCUGGCCAACUGAAGUCAGUCCGAAUCCUACAGGCACGGAUAAGACGUUUAUCAUGGUAAGUGGAACUUCAAUGGCUGCACCUCACGUGUCAGGGAUCGUGGCUCUCCUCAAGCACAAUCAUCGACAUUGGUCGCCCGCUGCGAUUAAAUCAGCCAUCAUGACAACAGCCUACACGAAAGACCGAGAUGGUAAUCCCAUAAAAGAUGAAUAUGACGGUAAAGAUGCUGGAGCCUUCACGAUGGGAUCGGGUCAUGUGGACCCGGUGGCAGCUAAUGAUCCGGGUCUGAUAUAUGAUAAUGACCCACACGAUUACAUCCGAUACCUUUGUGGGAUGAAACUUCCGGAUUUUAAGGUAUCAUCAAUUGCAGGUGGCCUGAUUGUGUGUUCUCAAGUUCAAGCUAUUAAGCCUAAGCAAUUGAACUAUCCUUCAAUUUCGGUGUCUCUCGGGGCUAAAUCGGUUGAUAAUCCAGAGGGAGUGCAUGUGGAUGUUGACCCUAUUACCCUUGCAUUCACUAAUGAAGGUGAAAAGCAAGAUUUUACUGUGACAUUGAGUAUUCAGGGAGUUCCACCCAAAGCAGGCAAAGUUUCAGAAGGGCAACUAGUAUGGGUUUCUGGCAAGUAUUUUGUGAGGAGUCCUAUUGCAGUUACAUUCACCUGA